This is a messenger RNA of Larimichthys crocea (large yellow croaker), 2627 nucleotides long. RefSeq names its product ankyrin repeat domain 34C (gene ankrd34c). Gene Ontology annotation, molecular function: protein binding. Bases 456 to 2045 code for a protein of 529 amino acids. The record is from RefSeq and is a predicted model, not a curated record. The transcript is spliced from 2 exons. Lineage: Eukaryota; Metazoa; Chordata; Actinopteri; Sciaenidae.
UUUUUCCUCCAUCAGACGCAAUUUAUUUUGGUCGACUCUGACGUCAAGAGAAUACACAUUUCAUUCAACAUGCAAGAAAGGAAGUUAUUUAUAACCCGCAGCAUCUCCAGGUUGUGAUCCUUGAGUGCGCAGUGAAAGGAAUACUCCCCAUUGGACUGAUGUGGUGUGCCUCCAUAACAAAAGCCACGCAGCUCAUGUGCUAUGGUGCCAGAGACGUACGGCACCCUGUGACUUAAACUAGGACGCAUCGAUGGGAAACGGGCACAGCUGAAAAAUAGGGACAUUGCGAAGAACUGCAACAAACUUUAUGUUUUGAAUCAUUAAUUUCCACCGAUUUCCGAUCUUCCCUUCUUAUAUGACAAAGCACCGGGCACUUUGAGCAUGGAAAACCUCUCCCCCGACCAGGGCUGUGAGCUGUAAGUUCAACACUGAGAAGAUCUGUGACUGGCUGGGAGAUGGCAGAUAUACUGGAGCUGCGGACAGAUGGAAACUCACUCCUGAAGGCAGUGUGGCUCAGACGCUUGAGACUCACCAGGCUUCUGUUGGAAGGAGGUGCAUACAUCAAUGAAAGCAAUGAGCGCGGAGAGACGCCACUCAUGGUGGCCUGCAUGUCCACGCACACUGACCAACAAAGUGUCAGCAAAUUGAAGCUGGUGAAAUAUUUGCUGGACAACCAGGCAGACCCCAACAUUCAAGACAAAGCAGGUAGGACACCUCUAAUGCACGCCUGCAUCCACAAGGCUGGUCAUGAGGUGGUGGAUCACCUGUUGAGCAAUGGAGCUGAUCCCAGUCUGGAGGACAGGAGCGGGGCUUCAGCCCUCGUCUAUGCCAUCAAUGCCGAUGACAAAGAGACACUAAAACUGCUCUUGGAUGCAUGCAAAGCUAAAGGCAAGGAGGUCAUCAUAAUCACCACAGACAAAUCACCAUCUGGCACCAAGACUACUAAACAGUACCUAAAUGUUCCCCCAUCACCAGAGCUGGAUGAGAGGUCUUCCCCAGCAUACUGCACCUCUCCGUCUGAUAUCAAUGUUACUGCAUCUCCCACACCCGAGCAAGAGCAGCAAAACACAGUCUUUAGCUUCCAGACAAAGCUAAAAACAUCUAGCUCAGCUGCAAAGCUCGCCAACGGGCCCACGUCUCCGACACGCCGGCCUGCAAACCCCAAACGUGCACGUCUGCCCCAGCUGAAGAGGCUGCAGUCAGAGCCUUGGGGGCUGAUUGCUCCCUCAGUCCUGGCUGCAGCCGCCGCCCAUGAGGAGAGUAAGAAAGCCAGCUCUGAUGAGGAUGUUGUUGCAGGGGUGAAUGGACUCUCACUGAGUAAGAGGUCAGCUUUAUCUCGACAGAAUAGCGUGGACGGAAAGGACAUCUUGUUCCCACCAGUGAGCGAACAACCCUGUAAAAUGACAACCUCACUAUCAGUCCCUCCAACUUCCAAACCAUCAUAUGAGAGAUCUCUAGGACAGCACCAGCCGCUGGCACGGCGCAGUACUGUGCCCACAGAACAGGAGAGCAGCAGCUGCAGCAGUGGACUCGUCAGCCUGAGAGACACAGUGCAUAGGAGACGUCUGGGGAACGAUCACUAUGACUCAGACUCACAGCUCUAUUCAGACUCAGCCAUGUUAGACUCUCCUAAGAUCCCGGUGGAGCGAAGGAAACUAAACACAUCUCCACUCGCGAUGCUGACCAGCUCCAGAGAAUCUCUAGACAGCAAUGCCAGCCCAUCCUCUCCAAGCACAGCAUGCAGGCGUGCACCUGGCCUCCUGGAGAGGAGAGGCUCGGGCACGCUGCUGCUGGACCACAUUUCCCACACCAGGCCCGGCCACCUGCCCCCUCUCAAUGUCAACCCGAACCCACCCAUUCCUGAUAUCGGGGCUAGUAGCAAGCCCUCCUCACCUCUAGCCACAGGUAUUAGGUCUAUAGCUCCAGUAGCACCAAACACACCAAAGAGAGGCGGCCUCAAGUCGAAGAAGAAACUUGUGAGAAGGCACUCUAUGCAAGUGGAGCAGAUGAAACAGCUUUCUGAUUUUGAAGAGCUUGCUCAUUAGUUAGUCAUGGCAUUUAUGCAGCACAUAUUGUGGGGAUAGAAAUGUUAACACCACAACUUGUCAGGAAGUACAUCCAUAGGUUCAGCUGUGUAGACUCACAGCCAUCUAGAUGUUGAAUAAUGUAUAAUUUAAUUAAUAUAUAUAUAGAUAUAUAUAUAGAUAUAUUGAAACUGAGCAAUAUAGAUAGAUUUUCCUCCCUGUGUUACACCCAACCUUAAGGAUUAUUGUCUUUUCUUCACAACAUCUGCUGUAUAUGUAUUACAGUUUUGAAUGUAAAUGCCAAGACAUGGUACUUUUCCUUUGAACUCUUACAUGAUCAUGUGAUGUGUAGGGAACAUACACGGUCCAUUUGUAGCCAGCAGGCCACUUAGGUGCACUUUGUGCAUAUGUAAUUAGCACCAUUAAUGGACUUUCUUUGGAAAAGAAAAAUGUGAUGCACUUGUCUGAGAUGUAGCUUUUUGAGUAAGAUGAAAUUUGACUGUUUGUAGCAAAUUUGUACAAAGUGCCUUCAAGAUAAAGAAACCUAAAAAAAUAAAAAAGAAAAAAAAAAGUGGCCAGAUACAUUUAAUGUAUUAGGAGCAU